This is a messenger RNA of Syngnathus acus (greater pipefish), 2718 nucleotides long. RefSeq names its product target of Nesh-SH3-like. The transcript is spliced from 18 exons. Lineage: Eukaryota; Metazoa; Chordata; Actinopteri; Syngnathiformes; Syngnathidae. Gene Ontology annotation, molecular function: protein binding. The record is from RefSeq and is a predicted model, not a curated record. Bases 121 to 2088 code for a protein of 655 amino acids. Gene Ontology annotation, biological process: positive regulation of cell-substrate adhesion; extracellular matrix organization.
CACACCCCCUGCUGCAGCUAUAUAGCUCUCCACUCUCAAAGUCAUUUGAGAGUUGAGGACAUCUUGAAGCUUUUGUCUUGCUCCUGCUCAGCAUACUUCCAGCUCUUCAUCGUUCACUUCAUGGCUGGCACCGCUCCCCUCCUCCUCCACCUCCUGCUGCUCGGAGCUGCAGCUCUGCCCAGCUGCAUCCCAGCGCAGAGGACCCGAGUUCGUCGCCACAACGUAAAAGUCAAGAUCAACGCCACCGGUGACACGAUCAUCAUGAAGUUUGUGCCACAGAAUCCCAACUUGAAGCUGGAAGGUUACAUUCUUGGUUAUGGCAGCAGCCUCACCUCCAAACAGUUCAUCCCUUUGCCUGAAAACGGGAUACCCUACCAGGCCGAGAUGGACGCAGAGCCUAAGUACCUCGUGGCCGUGCAGCCGGUCCUUCCCAACGACGUGACCAAACACUGCACUGGAAAGGUGAACUUGGACAAGCCGCUCAAUCUGGUGAUUGGCACCGUCAGCCCUACGGCCGUGCUGUUGUCCUGGGGGAACCAUCUGAAAAGUUCUUACGAUAGGGACAUCUUGGAUGAUUGCCUGGAGGAUGGUUUCUACACUAUCCGCUACCGGGAGAGAAACAGAAAAUGGAUCUAUCAGACGUGUCCGACAAGCGACACAGUCAUCGACAACCUGACUCCCGACACGCCCUAUGAAUUUGGUGUCCGUUCCAACAAGGAUGACCGCAGUGGUGCCUGGAGCAAAGCCAAGAUCCAAAAUACCAACAUGGCAGCUAAGAAAAUACAGAGGCCACCUAAAUUGCGUCUUCCUCUGUUGAAGCCACUGAACCCUCUCAGGCCCCGUGCUCUAUUCCCGCCGCGACCAGUGAAUGGACACCGGGAUUUUCCACUCAUCAAGCCUGCCCUGUGGACACGUCCUCGUCCAGGCUCUCUCAACAAGAAAAAAAACCUGCUUGGAAAAGCCAACCAAUCAGAAAAGACCAAUGACCGGAAACACACAGACAAACUGGCAGCCCUCCAGCCCAAAAUCCCGGUGGCCACCGCCAAGUCAACGACUGCCAGGCCAACCACUGCCAGGCCAACCACUGCCAGGCCAACCACUGCCAGGCCAACCACUGCCAGACCAAACAAGCACGAACGGAAACACACCACCACUACGUCACCCUCAACGCAAGGCCCUCAACAAGAAUCAUGGGAAAGCUCAGACUUAUUUCAGUCGCAGCCAACCUCAGACGUUGACGCCAUGGGCAAAAAGCGUUACGUGGCACCUCACGUCAUCUACCAAACCGGCAAGAGAGCGGACGAGCCAUGUUCGAUUACAACGUCCUUGAACUUCUUCCCAGAGGACGAGCGCAGCGACGUCAAUGUGACGGCUGUGCCCAAGUCGCCACCCUCCAACCUCACUGUGGUAACGGUGGAGGGAUGUCCUUCCUUCAUCAUUCUCGACUGGGAGAAGACCAACAAUGACACUACAGAGUAUGAAGUCAUUUCAACCACAAAAGGACCCGACGGUGAGAAGGUUUCCAUUUUGACCACCGACCAGACGCACACAGCAGUGGAAAACCUGAAACCAGAAAGCAGUUAUGAAUUUAAGGUGAAACCAAAGAACGACUUGGGCACGGGUCCAUCCAGUGAGCCGGUGUCCUUCAACACCGAGUCAGCCGACCCUCGAGUUAGCGAGAACGUGUCAGGUAAAGAUGCCAUCUGGACGCAGUUCCCCUUCAAGGCAGACUCUUACUCCGAUUGUAAUGGGAAACAAUACAUCAAGAGAACCUGGUACCGCAAAUUUGUGGGAGUCCAGCUAUGCAACUCGCUUCGGUACAAGAUCUACCUGAGCGACUCGCUAAAUGGUAAAUUCUACAACAUCGGCGACGAAAGCGGCUUCGGCGAGGAUCACUGCCAGUUUGUUGAUUCGUUCCUGGACGGAAGAACCGGGCGACAAAUUAGUGCAGGCCAGCUGCCAUCCAGAUCUGGCUUUCAUCGAGCAGUGCGACAGGAGCCUGUUCACUUUGGUCCAAUCGGCAGACAUUCCCACAUUAGCUACGUCUCUUGGUAUGAGUGUGGAACUCCCAUUCCAGGGAAAUGGUAAGUCAUGAUUUUUUGCCAGGUCAUAUUCUGCUCUGGGACAUUAUUUGACCUUUGCCAUGGUGACAAGUGUCGCUGGCUAACACAUGCGGAACUCUAAAAUGAACAACUCAGUUGGACGUUACCUCAUCAAUGUGGAAAUGAAACUUCUAUAUUUGCAAUUUGCACAUCAGAAAUGUCUUUCUCUGGGUACACGGAGAAUUUACUGUCCUGAAAAUGUUGGUAGCUUAAAGCAGCAGCCAAGCUUUUGUAUUUUGCUGCUUUAACUUGCUAAACAUGCAUGUCCAUGUAAAUAGCAGAAUGUUAAAUCAGCUAUAUUGGGUCAGCUUCUCUUGCGGGGUGCUGUUAAAGAUGACACAAUUUGACUGGUUUUAAAUGUGUGCAUUAACAUUGUAAGUCUAAAAGGUGGAACAACAGGGUGCUUUUCUUCUGUAUACAAGUAACUUUUUGCCCAAAAAAUUGUUGGUUUUCCGAAUGUCAUUUGUAUUUACUUGUAAUUGUUCAAGUAUACGUUUUGUGUGUAUAAUGUUAUUUUGAUGGCAUGAAAGCACCGGAAGCUCUUUUCCAAUUUUAUACAGUGUGAAAAUAUGGUUGUGUUUAUAUUUGAACAAAUAAAGACUUCAAUUAUUUUUCA